This is a messenger RNA of Anopheles bellator, 1985 nucleotides long. Its product is annotated as insulin-like growth factor-binding protein complex acid labile subunit. The transcript has 2 exons. The coding region runs from base 50 to 1765 and encodes 571 amino acids. The record is from RefSeq and is a predicted model, not a curated record. Gene Ontology annotation, cellular component: extracellular matrix. Gene Ontology annotation, molecular function: protein binding. NCBI's taxonomy places the organism in Eukaryota, Metazoa, Arthropoda, Insecta, Diptera, Culicidae.
UAGUCCGCGCCGAGCAGUGAUCCAGUGUGGUUCAGCAGAGCACUCCGAAAUGGUUUCUCGUCGCGAUGGCUUACUGCUAGCCAUCACCCUCUUGGCGGUCGGUGCAUUCAAAUUAGCGCAAUCCACAGCAUGCAAGUGUAACCAUAUGUCCAGUUGCCUGAUUGCCGAUGUCGACAACAGAGCGCUUAGCCAGCUAAGCCAAAAUUGCCCGGCAGGGUUGGGCCACCUCAACGAUCUCCUGAUAGUGCGGUACAACGAUACAAAGCUCACCGCCGAUGCAUUUGCCAGUUGUGGCAACCUAACCAUGCUGGAGAUAUUCGCAGGAUGGCUCAGCGCCAUAGAACCGGGAGCAUUCGGGAAAAUCCCCGAUCUGGUGAAGAUCGUGAUCCAGCACAACCAUCUGAGAAACCUUGAAGACAACACAUUCCAAGGCCUGGGCAAUCUGCGUUUGCUGUAUCUGUUGUCGUGUGAAAUUACGACGAUCAGCGAGAAUGCGUUUGCCGGACUCAAGAGUCUCAGCCAACUGGUGUUGACCAACAACAAGCUGACGCAUCUACCAGCGGCGCUUUUGCGCCCCACUCCGCGCCUACGAUCGAUCGUUUUGAACCACAAUCUGAUAGGCGAAGUGCCUGCCGGAUUCUUCGACGACUUCGACGACAUCUUCCGCCUUGACUUGUCAAACAACCGGCUGACUUCGUUUGAGUUUCCUCUGCUCAACGCAUCCUUGCUGGUGCUGCACAACAAUUCGCUCACGAAGCUUUACUUAAACGGCCACCCGUCGAUAAUAGGGGCGGACCACAAUCGGAUUGCCGAAAUUUCCGGAACCGGCGAAAACGUCACCAUUCUGAUUUUGAACGAUAAUGCCAUCACGGACAUUACGCCACUGGCCGGAAUGAAGAAGCUGCAGAAGCUAAUUCUCAACAACAACCCUCUCCAGCCCAACACCGUCUUCAGCACCCAUACCUCACUCGAGCAUCUGGACCUGAGCAACACGAGCCUUGUGAUAACCGAAAAGACUUUUGCCAACCUAUCGUACCUGCAGCUACUGGACCUCUCCUACAACGGGCUGGCCGAGAUCGACUUCCGCAUGUUUGCCUCGCUAACGGAAUUGCAAAUUUUGAACGUGGCCUUCAAUCGCAUCGAGAAGAUCAACUUCAUCGAGUUGCGCGAGUAUCUGCCCAAUUUGCAUGUCCUCGAAAUCUGCGGUAACGGGUGGAACUCCACCUACAUGCAAACUACGCUGGAGCAUAUGAACCACUACAAACUGUCGGCCGAUAUGCAGGGUCUUUCGCAGUUCUUCCUGUUCACCACUAUGUUUGUCGAGCUGUGCACCGCGCAAACGGAAACAACUACGAAACCGAACUUGGACUACGAAGCAUACCAAUCGAAGGAGUUUGCUGACAUCGUUGAUCUGGAUUUAGCGGAACUUUACCCACCGUCCAGCCCGGCGACCACCACUACCGAAACUCAGGCGUUGCUUUCUACGGUUAGAACCAAUCGUGUGCCCCAAGAAGAAACCACUUCCGCGGACCCUCCGCCGGCCAAGAAAGCCGUCUCUCUCGUUAACACCAAACCGACACCAGCGAAACAGCAGCCAAUAGUGGAAGCUUCGCCACUCUAUCUCACCUUCCAGGUGUUUGUGUAUCUGUUCGCCGUCGUCGGGGUGACCAGCCUUGUCGUGCUCGCGUACUACAUUCGCCAGCGUCGGUUCAACAUUCGCCGCAUUUCACCCAUGGACAUUCCGGACUCCGUCCGGUUGGUGUAACAGUGCAAGCGAUAAAGUGGUGCAAGCAAUAAGAAAGCCCAUGUGGCCCUUUCUGCACAUAUUCUAUCUCACCAUCGUUUCAACUUUACCGACUGAUUGAGCCCAGCUUACAAUUUAGCUGGUGCAUAAUUCAAUAACCGUGACGUGAUCAGCAUCAGCAGUUUACUAUCGUUCUGUUUCUUUUUUAAGCCUGCAAAGUAAAUAAAAUAAGAUAACCAAG